This is a messenger RNA of Pseudozyma flocculosa PF-1, 1344 nucleotides long. RefSeq lists its product as uncharacterized. The record is from RefSeq and is a predicted model, not a curated record. The transcript is spliced from 2 exons. Lineage: Eukaryota; Fungi; Basidiomycota; Ustilaginomycetes; Ustilaginales; Ustilaginaceae. Bases 1 to 1344 code for a protein of 447 amino acids. Gene Ontology annotation, molecular function: zinc ion binding; oxidoreductase activity.
AUGGCCGUCAACUACCUCUCGAACAAGGCGCAGGAGGUGAUGGGCGACAAGCCGACGGCCAUUUCGCCGGGCUACGAGGCGGCGCCGUCGGGCGAGACAAUGGAGGCGCUGACGUGGCACGGCGUCCGCGACGUGCGCAUGGCGACGGUGCCCAAGCCCACCGUGUCGGACGCCAACGACGCCGUCAUCCGCAUCACGGGCUCCACCGUGUGCGGCUCCGACCUGCACCUCUACCACGGCGAGAUCCUCCAGCUCAAGCAGGGCGACGUCCUCGGCCACGAGGCCAUCGGCGUCGUCGAGCAGGUCGGCGACGCCGUGCGCACCAUCAAGGUCGGCGACCGCGUCGUGUGCUCGUUUAGCAUCUCGUGCGGCCAGUGCGACAUGUGCAAGCGCGACCUCGGAAGCAUGUGCGAUGUCGUCAACAAGAGCAGCGUCAUGGACAAGCUGUACGGCAAAAAGAUCGGCGGCGUGCUCGGAUACGGCCACUUCCUCGGCGGCUUUGCGGGCGCCCAGUCCGAGGCGAUGCGCAUGCCGUUUGCCGACCGCAACUGCUUCAAGGUGCCCGACUCGCUGCCCGACGAAAAGGCCCUCUACCUGUCCGACAUCGUCUGCACCUCGUACCACUCGGUCGUCGACGUCGACUUCCAGCCGGGCGAGACGGCCGCCAUCUGGGGCGCGGGCCCCAUUGGCCUCAACCUGUGCCAGUGGCUCAAGCCGGACCUCUUCAACGCCAAAAAAGUCAUACUCGUCGACAACGACGUGCACCGCCUCGCGUUUGCGCGCGACCGCUUCGGCGUCGAGACGAUCAACUUUGACGAGGUCAAGGACGUCGCCGCCGCCAUCCAGGAGCUGGUCCCCAUUGGCGUCGACGUCUCGUUUGACGCCGCCGGCUUCCGAUACGCCAAGACGGCCCUGCACAAGGCCAUGCGCGCCGUCGCCCUCGAGACCGACUCGCCAGAGGUGCUCAACGAGGCCAUCCGCGCCACGCGCAAGUUUGGCAAGAUCUCCAUCGCCGCCGACUACGCCGGCACCACCAACGGCUUCCUCAUUGGCGCCCUGAUGGAGCGUGGAAUCCAACUCAAGGGCAACGGCCAGGCGCCCACGCAGCGAUACAUUCCCAAGCUGAUGAAGGAGUACCUCGAGCCGGGUCGCUUUGACCCCACCAUCAUCUUGACGCACCGCUUCAAGCUCGAGGACACCGCCGAGAUAUACGCCGCGUUUGACGAGAAGCGCUUCGACGAGUCCAAGGGCGUCGGCUUGCUCAAGUGCUUCGUCGAGACCAAGCACUCGUUCCCGCGCGCAGAGGGCACGCCCGAGCUGUCCAAGAUCCCCGAGCGCACGUAG